UUUUCCCAGUGGCCAUAAUUUAAUACUGCUAUACUCAAGAAGAUGGCAGAAAAGCAGGAGGAGCCCAGCAACACCCAGAACGGUGAACCUGACAACGCAGAAGAAGGCGAGGAAAAAAAGAAGAAGAAGUUGAAGCGGGAAGACCUGCCACCAUUUGAAAUCGUGACAGGGGAGCGCCUCCCAGCCAUAUUUUUCAAAUUCCAGUUCAGGAACGUGGAAUACAGCUCAGGCAGGAACAAAACCUUCCUGUGUUACGUUCUCGAGACCCAAGGCAAAGAGUCAGUGACUUCUCGGGGUUACCUGGAAGACGAGCAUGCAGCCGCCCAUGCAGAAAUGGCUUUCUUCAACACAAUUUUACCAAAGUGCGAAUCAAGCCUCCGCUACAACAUCACCUGGUACGUCUCCUCCAGUCCCUGUGUGACCUGUGCUGAUCGGAUAACCGAGAUGCUAAAGAAGAACAAGAACCUGCAUCUGACAAUCAUGGUAGGGCGCCUCUUCAUGUGGGAAGAGCCAGAAAUGCAGGCUGCCCUGAAAAAAAUGAAGUCAGCUGGCUGCAAGCUGAGGAUUAUGAAGCCUCAAGACUUUGAGUAUGUCUGGCAGAAUUUUGUGGAACAGGAGGAAGGAGAGGAAGCAAAGGCUUUCGUGCCGUGGGAGGACAUUCAAGAGAACUUCCAGUAUUAUGAAGAAAAGCUGGCUGAAAUUUUGCACUGAAGCUCACGACCAAUUCAGGAAAGAUCUAUGAAGAGAGAUGCAAUGGACAUCUGGGACACUCCAGCUUUCCAAAGCUUUGAUUCCAGCAGGACAGAGUACCAACUUCUGGAAGACUAGGCCCUGAUGGACUACAAAUACAUAUACAACACAGAUCUUUGGUGUUUGGAAUUUUUUUGGUUUAUUUUUUUCCUCCCCACCCCAAACCCAUGCUGCCUCUGCUGAUAGGAAAAAAGGCAGCAACAUACUGUGUGCUUAAAGCCUUGAACGAGAUGGAUUGCAGUGGACCUACAGGAAAGACUGUAGGCCUCACAUACCGGGACUACUUUACGAGAAAAGAUCUUAGAACAAAGCUGCCAAUUAGACAAAUGUGUUUAGAAAGUACAUACUUCAUAAAUGUAAAGAAGAAAGGGAUUUAAGAUGAAAAAAAAGGUUUUCUCAAUAAUCAAAUCCUCAAUAAUCAGAGCUGUGAUUUAAAUUACAGCUAACUGCUCUAUUCUAAGUUAUGAUGGAACCCUAAGUACUUGAUUUCAAAUACCUUCUCCCCUUAUUCAAUGUUGUUUGUAAAAACUGGGAAAAGCAAAGUAAAAUAAAAUUGGAAGUCACUGCAAAAGC
Gymnogyps californianus (California condor) is the source of this 1323-nucleotide messenger RNA. It is a transcript of the gene APOBEC2, whose product is annotated as apolipoprotein B mRNA editing enzyme catalytic subunit 2. The record is from RefSeq and is a predicted model, not a curated record. Gene Ontology annotation, cellular component: cytoplasm; nucleus. Gene Ontology annotation, biological process: cytidine to uridine editing. The coding region runs from base 43 to 711 and encodes 222 amino acids. Lineage: Eukaryota; Metazoa; Chordata; Aves; Accipitriformes; Cathartidae. The transcript is spliced from 3 exons. Gene Ontology annotation, molecular function: cytidine deaminase activity; RNA binding.